Hyla sarda is the source of this 1092-nucleotide messenger RNA. RefSeq names its product olfactory receptor 6F1-like. Lineage: Eukaryota; Metazoa; Chordata; Amphibia; Anura; Hylidae. Gene Ontology annotation, cellular component: membrane. The transcript is spliced from 2 exons. The record is from RefSeq and is a predicted model, not a curated record. Bases 1 to 1092 code for a protein of 363 amino acids. Gene Ontology annotation, biological process: G protein-coupled receptor signaling pathway. Gene Ontology annotation, molecular function: G protein-coupled receptor activity; olfactory receptor activity.
AUGGUGGGUGGCAUUUUUAACCUGCAAAGGUUUUUCCUCAUCCUGCCAUGUGGCAUUAUGAGAUUCCAUGACCUGAGUCAGAUAGAAAAGGCUCUCUUGCACUGUAAUGAAACUAAAGUCACAUUCUUCAUAUUUCUGGGAUUUCCUGGCACUUACCAGCUGCAGCUAUUUUACUUUUGUAUUCUUUUAGUCAUUUACAUCCUAACAGUGCUGGCCAACCUUCUCAUAAUCACAAUGGUCAUCCUAAAUGUUCAUCUUCAUAUCCCUAUGUAUUUCUUUCUCAGUAACUUUGCAGUACUGGACACCUGGUGUUCAACUGCUGUCAUUCCUAAAACACUUAGUUAUCUGGUCACCCAAAACAAGGUUAUUUCACAUUCUGGAUGUCUCGCUCAACUCUGCUUUGUAUUUUCUGUGGGACCUACAGAAUUCUUUUUGUUAACCGUAAUGGCCUAUGAUCGAUAUCUUGCUAUCUGUUUUCCUUUACAAUAUGUAACAAUGAUGAGCAGGCAGAUCUGUCUUUACUUAGCCAUUGGUUCCUGGAUGAGUGGGUUCUUUACCGGUUGGACAUUGACAAUCCCAACAGCCUUGUUGAAUUUCUGUGGACCCAAUCUCAUUGAUCAUUUUUUCUGUGAUUAUGUCCCUGUGGUAAAACUGUCCUGUUCUGACACAUCCAUCAGUGAGACUGUUUUCUUUUCAUUUGCCUGGGUAGUUGUGCUUACUUCCCUUAUAUUUAUAACUGUCUCUUAUUACAGUAUAAUUAAAACUAUCCUCCAAAUUCCAUCCAGUCUUGGUCGCCAGAAGGCCUUCUCCACCUGUGCAGCCCACUUAACAGUGGUGAUAAUAUUCUAUGGAACUGUUGUUUUCAUGUACAUACGACCCAGAGCUUCCUUCUUCUCAGACAAAGAUAAAAUCAUAUCUUUGUUUUAUACAGUAAUAACUCCACUUCUUAAUCCCCUGAUAUAUAGUCUUAGAAACAGAGAAUUCAAAAAGGCCAUGAAGGCUGCAUACAAAACAUUUUGCAAAUCUAUUAACAAUGCAAAUCAUGAAAAAGCAAUCAAACCUAUAAGACCCCAAUUUACCAAAACUGUCUAA